Molecule: messenger RNA, 1642 nt
Organism: Colletotrichum phormii
Lineage: Eukaryota; Fungi; Ascomycota; Sordariomycetes; Glomerellales; Glomerellaceae
Product: 4-aminobutyrate aminotransferase
Exons: 7
Coding region: 97-1476 (459 amino acids)
Biological process (GO): GABA catabolic process
Cellular component (GO): mitochondrion
Molecular function (GO): pyridoxal phosphate binding
Source: RefSeq, a predicted model, not a curated record
CUAAGAAAAACGGCAAACACUACAUCGCACCUUCUCCAAGACUCGUUUACAAGAUCACCAUAUCUCAGUUGCUCAGAUAAAGACCAGACCUUCAAGAUGCCUGCCGUCAUUGAGCACUCAGUCACCACGGAGGUCCCUGGACCCAUCUCCAAGGCUAGCGCCAAGAAGCUCGACACCUUCUUCGACGCCCGCGCCAUCCACUUCGUCGUCGACUACGACAAGAGCUCCGGAAACUACAUCGUCGACGUUGACGGCAACAAGUACCUCGAUGUCUACUCCCAGAUCGCCUCCAUCCCGGUAGGCUACAACAACCCCACCCUCAUCGCGGCCGCCAAGUCCCCCGAGAUGAUCUCCGCCCUCGUCAACAGACCCGCCAUCGGCAACUUCCCCUCGGGCGCCUGGCACGACCUCCUCCAAGACGGCCUCAUGAAGGCCGCCCCCGAGGGCCUCAACCACAUCUUCACCGCCCAGUCUGGCUCCGAGGCCAACGAGCUGGCCUACAAGGCCGCCUUCAUGCUCUACCGCCGCCGCGAGCGCGGCGAGGCCGAGUGGUCCCACGAGGAGAUCCACUCGUGCCUGCACAACACCACGCCCGGUUCCCCCGAGCUGGCCAUCAUGAGCUUCAAGAACUCGUUCCACGGCCGCGGGUUCGGCAGUCUGUCCACCACGCGCAGCAAGGCCGUGCACAAGCUCGAUAUCCCGUCCUUCAACUGGCCUCAGGCUUCUUUCCCCGCGCUCAAGUACCCCCUGGACAAGUACGCGGCCGAGAACGAGGCCGAGGAGAAGCGCUGCCUGAAGGGGGUGGAGGAGCUGAUUCAGAGCUGGCACUGCCCUGUUGCUGCUGUUAUUGUUGAGCCUAUCCAGUCCGAGGGCGGUGACAACCACGCUUCCCCCGCCUUCUUCCAGGGUCUGCGCGACAUUACGCAGAAGCAUGCUGUUGUCAUGAUUGUUGAUGAGGUCCAGACUGGCUUCGGUGCCACUGGCAAGUUCUGGGGCCACGCUCACUGGAACCUGACCUCCCCUCCCGAUAUCGUCACCUUCUCCAAGAAGGCCCAGACUGCCGGCUACUACUUUGGCGACCGCAUGCUGGUCCCCGACAAGGCCUACCGCCAGUUCAACACCUGGAUGGGUGAUGCCGCCCGCGUCAUCGUCUGUAAGGCAGUCAUUGACGAGAUCCGCGAGAAGAAGCUCGUGGAGCAAACCGCUCGCGUUGGUGAAGUCCUCUACGCCGAGAUGGAGAAGCUCGCCCAAAAGUACCCCGACCACGUCAUGAACCUUCGCGGCAAGGGCCAGGGAACCUACGUCGCCUUCGACACCCAGAGCGCGGCGGCCGUCACGGGCAUGAUGAAGCGCCUUGGCGUCAACAUUGGUGCUUGCGGCAAGGAGACCAUCCGUCUCCGCCCCAUGCUCAUCUUCGAGGAGGCACAUGUUCCCAUUUUGAUCUCUGCAUUUGAGAAGACCUUUUCUUCAUUGUAAACAACAUUAUCACGAAAGCAUGGCAUGGACGGGAAAACAAAAAAUUGGCGGAUUAGCAUAGCAUGGAUUUACAGCUCCGACGGUAGACCCAAGGUGGGGAUCACAGUAUAGGAAGCUUCUCUUAUUGAUACCAUAAUGACAGAGCCAUUGACGGCCUUGAAAACUU